AUGUCAGGCCCAUCUACCACUGCCGACAGGGGUGCUCAAGACCCAUUAGGCACAGAGCACCACCACGUGGAUGCCUCGAACCCGAGACCGGAUUAUGAAAGCGCCACUGCCACUGCCGCCGCCGCUGUGAGCUACGGAGCUCCCCCCGAUGAAAGUCUGUACCAUCACGGUAACUACACAGCAGCGGCUGCUGCUACUGCUGCUGAACUUCAGCACCGAGCUGAACGCCAACGGAUGCAGCAAUUACAACAGCAACAUGAGUUGCAAAGCCAACAGUUGCAAUACCAACAGCAGCACCAGGCUCACUUGUUACAACACCAUCACCAAAUGCAACAACACCAACAACACCACCCAGCCAUGCACGCGCAACCACAUCACAACCCCAUCCCCCAUCAAAUGGUCCACCAUGCCCCGGUGGCGGAGGACUUUGAUAAUGGAAUUUUACAGCUGCGUUAUUGUGAGAACGAAAUCAUCAAGACGUUUGCCCUGAAAGAAGAGUUAAUCGCUUUUGUCAAGCGACUGCUCCUGGCAGAUGAACGUUGCAAAAUCGUCAUCAAUUCGUCAAAGCCUAAAGCGGUGUAUUUUCAAUGCGAACGGUCGGGCACCUUUCGUACUACUGUCAAAGACCCUACCAAGCGUCAGCGGGUAGCGUACACCAAGCGGUCGAAGUGUGGGUACCGUCUAGUUGCCAACCUUUACCCCCCAGAAAAGGAGAAGAAAAAGAAUGUCAAAAAAGACCCAGAGUCAAUUGAUUCGAAGUUAAACGAUCAGUUCAUUCAAGAUCAGUUGAAUGGUGAGAUGUGGAUUUUGAGAAUGAUAAAUCCUCUUCACAAUCAUGCACCUGAACCCGUCACCACUAAGAAGAAGCGGUCCAAGCUGCUGCGGCAAUUGGUUCAAAAGCCCAUCCACCGCCAAGCUACUCAACCCAACAACGGUUAUAUUCCCGAGCAAUUGAUACCUCAAGCUCCUGGCUUACAUCACCCCAUGAGCCACAUGCAUCAUGAUGAGGCGGUGCCGGAUGCGAUGAUGGCAGCUAUGGAGGGCCAGCUUCAUGCCCUGACAGUUGAUCCUAACAUUGACCCUAAUGUUGAUCCCAGUGUUCAGGCACACGACCAUGCGCAUCUUAGCCGAGGUCUUUACCGCAGAUAG
This is a messenger RNA of Diutina rugosa, 1149 nucleotides long. It is a transcript of the gene RBF1, whose product is annotated as Rbf1p. Lineage: Eukaryota; Fungi; Ascomycota; Pichiomycetes; Serinales; Debaryomycetaceae. The record is from RefSeq and is a predicted model, not a curated record. The coding region runs from base 1 to 1149 and encodes 382 amino acids. The transcript has a single exon.